Molecule: messenger RNA, 869 nt
Organism: Ilex paraguariensis (yerba mate)
Lineage: Eukaryota; Viridiplantae; Streptophyta; Magnoliopsida; Aquifoliales; Aquifoliaceae
Source: the annotation of a GenBank genome assembly
CCAUGACACUGACUUUAUUCCGUUAUUAGAAGUCCUCACUGCAUAUCAUCAGAAUUUCCACUUUGUCACUUUAUUAAAUUAUCUGCAAUGGGCCUCACCAGGCACUUCAUAUUCCUACUAUAGCUGUCAUCGAAGGCGCAGCAUUGGGUGGUGGACUGGAAAUGGCUUUAUCCUGUGAUAUUCGGAUAUGUGGAGAAGAUGCAGUGUUGGGCUUGCCAGAAACAGGACUUGCUAUUAUACCAGGGGCAGGUGGGACCCAACGGCUGCCUAGAUUAGUAGGAAAAUCAGUUGCAAAAGAACUUAUAUUUACUGGUCGGAAGAUUGGUGGUAGAGAUGCAUUAUCAAUGGGCCUUGUCAACCACUGUGUUCCUGCUGGUGAAGCUCGUUUGAAGGCACUCGAAAUUGCUCGGGAUAUAAAUCAGAAGGGUCCAUUGGCGAUAAAGAUGGCAAAGCAAGCUAUUGAUGAGGGGCUUGAGAUAGAUAUGGCAUCAGCUUUGUCAUUGGAAGAAGAUUGUUAUGAACAGCUCUUGAACACAAAAGAUCGAUUGGAAGGGUUAGCUGCAUUUGCAGAGAAGCGAAAACCUCGAUAUAUAGGUGAAUGAAGAAACCAAAAAUGCUACAAACGAAAUUUUUGUGCCUCACGUAUCACUCAGAAGUAUGUAUGGAGUACCAAUUUUCUAUUUGAAAGUUCAAGAGAGAAUGUCAAAAGUAUUCCCCCUCCUUCUUUAGCUGGUUCCUUCGGAUUCUACAUUGUUUGAAUUAGAUUAUUCCGACAAUAAUUUCUAUGAUUGGACAGUUCACUCCGAUUAUCUACCAUGAAACUAUAGCAGUUGUGGCGUUUUUAAGUUUACAUACAAUGUUUAUAUCAG